Messenger RNA from Aplosporella prunicola CBS 121167, 685 nucleotides. RefSeq lists its product as uncharacterized. NCBI's taxonomy places the organism in Eukaryota, Fungi, Ascomycota, Dothideomycetes, Botryosphaeriales, Aplosporellaceae. The coding region runs from base 184 to 585 and encodes 133 amino acids. The transcript is spliced from 2 exons. The record is from RefSeq and is a predicted model, not a curated record.
CAGUAGUCAAGCAGGCCGCAGCACCCGAAGCGGAAACAAGGCUCUCUCCAUGUCGCCCACGGAGACAACGCACUAACUCCAUCUAUCUCCAUCGCACGCGGACAUAACAUAAACACCGGGACAGAGCAUAACAUACGGAGCAAGCAACACGCACUGCAACUGGAGGGUGGAGGGUGGUUGGCAAUGGUAGGUGGCGUCCCAAUAAGCUCGCCUCCACACGCCAGCGCGAGGAUCGUCGCGGGCCGGAGCGCUGGCGCGCGCCGCCCUUGGCCCUUGGGCCUUGGCCCCCGCUCUCGCACCCAGGCUGCUGGAGCCCGUUGGCCGUGGCGUCAGCCUGGCUUUGCGUCAGCGUCAGGCGUGGGCGUUGGGUCUGGGGCGGGGUGGACCGCGCGCGCGCGCGCCCUGGCGAUGACAUGUGGGGCGCGCGCGCAGGGCUUGUCGUGUAAGGUUACGGCAUUACGGCUUAGAAGGGGCGCGCCUGAUGGCUGGCGCUGCUGCGGUAACGGAGGCUGCGGGUGGGUUCCAUUCAUUGGGCGGUGUCAUUGUCGUUAUCUAUCGGGACGGGGUGGUUGGUUGGUUGGUUGAUGAAGGAGGUGGGUGGGUGCUUGUGGAUGUGGAUGCGGAUGUGUAAGGGGGUGUAAGUAAGUUACUCACUCACGCACUCACUUGCUUCCAUGCCUCUUCC